Zerene cesonia (dogface butterfly) is the source of this 2645-nucleotide messenger RNA. RefSeq lists its product as uncharacterized. The record is from RefSeq and is a predicted model, not a curated record. The transcript has 11 exons. Bases 218 to 2233 code for a protein of 671 amino acids. Lineage: Eukaryota; Metazoa; Arthropoda; Insecta; Lepidoptera; Pieridae.
AUUAUAUAGUAUUAUUAUAUAGUAUUCAAGUCAUUUUAAAGUUGUACGAUUCGCGGCAUAAGUCAAUCAUAUUAAGAAAAAUUACUUACCUACCCAUUAAAUUAUUGGGGGUAUUGUAAUAAUAAUUACCUGUAUAAUUAAAAUGUCAUGUUCUACCAACUUGAACUGGGUGCACGUGUUCAUGGAAAACAAAUUACUAAAACACUGAGAGGAAAAAAUGGAAAAUCAUGAAAAACCAUUGAGAAUUGAUCUGGAAAAUCGACCCUAUCGUUAUCUACAAAAAAUGACUAAGGCCUUAUCUUUGCCAUCGAAUUUUAAAAAAAUACACCUCAUAGAUUUGAUUAUAGCUAGAAAGCGAGGAAUUGAAGAUGAAGUGAAAAGAAUUAUAACAAAGGCCAAACAAGAAAGGGUUAAAUCUUCACAAAUUCGUAGGCAGAGUAAAAGGAAAAUUAUGCAGGAUACAGAAAAUAUUAUGUCAAGACGUCUGUUAUAUUCUCCACCAAUAACCGCAACACCUAGACACAACCAGUUAUCCUUACAGCGAUUAAAUAAACGUCGCAGUUUAUUAAAACGAUUAAACGAAAGCCCUAAUCCGGAUUCAAAUAGAAUAUUGCGUUCCUGCAACACAAGAAAUAUAAGAAAUGUUAUAGACAUUAUUAGGGCUCAUUCAUCAGGUGGAUGUAUGAAAAUAGUCAGUCGACAGAAUUCAUUUCAAUUGCCCAAGUUUACUGUGCAAUUGCAGCCCAGCUUGACUCUCACUCCUGUGAGAUAUCACAACAUGUAUCAUAAUAAAAGUACACAAUCGCAAUCGCCUGCAAAACGUCAGAGAACAGUGAGCGGGAUUUACCCGAUAGUACAAAAUGACAUACAGACCAACGGAGUGAGCCUACGGAGGAAAGAUGGGACCAUAUCGAAAAUAAACGCCAUAGUUGAGAGAAGGACCUACGAACGAAAAACGCAAACAGAUUACACUCAAGACAUACUAAACGACCUGCAAAAUAAUCAAGACAUCGAAAAUACUCCGUUGAAUAGUAAUAAUUUGUUCCAAAAUUUGUCCGUUACGGAUUCUGCAUUUAGUGAAGUGAACAAUAGUUCGAUUGACAAUUCGUUCAGUGAAAUAAGACUUGAGGAAACGAUGUUGAAGUAUGAAAGUAGACUGCCGAAGAUUAGUGAUGUGUUCAGUAAAUUCAGUAGCCGAGAUUAUACGCAACCAUUGCAUAUACAAGUUGGUAGCGAGUGUGAGAAAUUUCCCACAAACACGUUGUAUGUGCCAUGGACUAACUCCAAUCCUAUAAAAUUAGAAAGCUAUUAUACAUUCAAGAGCAAUUUAAUAACAAAUGAUUUUUUACAAAAACCAACUGUCGCUCAUACAAUAAGCGUAUUCAGCACAACAACAGUUGUAACUGCGAAGGUGCAACCCACUGCAACGGCUAUUAUGCACAAUUAUCCUAUAUACCCAGAGAGUUUCUAUCGCAACGAGAUGGACCAACGCUUUGCAAACUUCCUGAGUUGCUCUGAACAGGAAAUGCGGCAGGACUCUUUGUAUUCUGAAGAGCUGAACAAUUCCUCUGUAUCAUCUGUGGACACGGGCCAAGAUAUCGGCGCUUCCGUUACUAUACCGGAAAUGGUAGAAGAUGCAUUUGAAAUUAUUAGCCAAGAUGGCGACUAUUUGGAGCGAAUCGGAAUGGACAGUACGAAGAUACAAUGCGUGCUGUGCAACUGGGCUGGACCCACGGUCAUAAUGGAGUGCCAUUUGAGAAAGGAGCACGCGAACCAAAUUUUAAAACAGAAUAAAUCUGAAUGGAACAUUACAUACACAUUGGGAAGUUUGGUAUCGGAUGCGAUGUGGCUCAGCAAAGUGAUAGAGUACAAUUCGUUGUUCUAUGUGCUGAGUGCCAAGUAUGAGGACCCGGAUUGCUUUAUGGUCACUUUAUCGUCACUUUCACCAGACAUAAUACCAAACACCGGUUCGAUAACAAUAUACAACAAAGUGUCCGGUGAACCUCACACAUGGCAAGGCGAUAUAGAACCUCUGCCCCCAAACUUGCCAUAUAGAAACCACUUGAAAUGCCUCAAAUUGAGCCUGGCAACACUGGACUUACUACCCAAUAGCGCUAACUUGAAGUUAGUCAAUAGGGAACUAGUCAUGGAGUCUCCGGGGAAGGUUGUAGUAGGACAACCUGAAUUGAACGAUAUACAUAUUAUAUUGUUUGUUAGGUUAUUGGGUUUUUAAUAAAAUGUAAGAGUUUUACUUUAGCCCAUCUUUAUAUAUGACUGUCGUGUAUUUUACUUAAACUUGCCGUGAAAUAGGCAUGUUUUUUGGAUAUUUUUAUUUUGAUAAAAAAGAAUUCCAACAAACUAACAGGGUAUUAUAUUGAUAAUAAGUAGACCCUACGUUAAAAACGUAUAUUAACAACAAAUUAGUUAUUUUUUUUGAGGGUAGUCUAAGAUAUAAGUAUUCUCAGUAUAAUAAUAAAUAAAGGCUAUUUAGCACAACAAAAUUACGGGUGCUAGUUUUAAUUAAUUUGCGAAUACCGUAUCGUAUUCGCUUCGCUCGCUCUACCUCCGCCUAAGUAUUUGCUAUGUAAUUUAUAAAGGUUCUCUUAUUUGAAUAAUACAUGCAUAUAUAUCAUAGCAUGCAUAUA